Messenger RNA from Brassica rapa (field mustard), 7062 nucleotides. RefSeq names its product F-box/kelch-repeat protein At5g49000-like. The record is from RefSeq and is a predicted model, not a curated record. Lineage: Eukaryota; Viridiplantae; Streptophyta; Magnoliopsida; Brassicales; Brassicaceae. Gene Ontology annotation, molecular function: protein binding.
UUUAUAUAAUUUGCAAUUGAGUAAGAAGCAAGAUACAUAUCUCUUGCGCUCGUCCCUUUUGUCAAAGUGUUUUAGAUUCAAAGAUAACAUAGAUUGCAAGAUACUAUUGAUACACAUGCGUAAUUGUUAUAGUCUAUGCUUACAAGUUACAACUUUGUUUCUUGGUGGUAUUAAUUAUAGAAUGAUGAAUGCCUCUAUUUAUUCAACCAAAUUGGGAUGCACACUCUUUCCGAAACAAGUCAACAACUAGAGUAAACUCUUCAGCUUGUGCUUUCUUCCUGAGUAACCAUGCUCAAUCCUAAAAAUGUUAUCCCAUAAUUGAGGAGACCAUAAGAAACAACCAAAAACCUCUUGAGUUUCUGUGCAGUGGAUUUAAGGGUUACUGAUCAUGAGAACUGUGUUUUGUGGGAAUGAACUUCACUAGUGGUUAAGAGAUACUUAUGUUUCUCGUGGCUUCAUCAGUGACUAAGAGUUUUUGUUUUUUUAUUGUUUGGCCUUAGUAGGAUUUUCUAACAUCUACUGGACUCUGUGUCUUAAGAACUAAAAGUUCCAUAACCCCCAAAAUAGAAAACAGUAGAUAGAGCUUACUGUGGUAAUGAUCAUGAGAAUAUGUUGUUUGCCAAUAUCCUGGAUUUCUUGAAUCGGUUGGUCAUCCCAUCCGCAAGACAUAAAGCUCAUCGACAAAAAAAUAUUGCAAAUGUUAACAAAAUAGGUUAUAAGCUAUUUAGGAUUUCAUGUUGAUAAUGUGGAUUUAGGUUCAACAUUAAUUUUUGACAGAUAUCCAUUAUAUUAGUAAUUUGAGUUUAAUAAAAUACUUUGUUUUUACUAUCAUACACGUGAUGAUCAUUAAACAAUUUGUUAUGCAGAAUAAACCAGCAUAUUUUAACUAUUUUUCAUUAAUCCAAAACGCUUUUGAAUAUCUAUAGGAAAAUAAAAUGUAAACAAUAGGGUUUAAUAACUAGAAUAAUAAUAUUUUAUUUAUUUGUUGACAAUUUUAAAUUUCAAAAAGUAGAUUUGGGAGAAUAUAUAUCAGAAAUAAAACUCAAACCGUAGUGCUAGUAAAAGCAGAAAAUGAAUAUGGUGUUAGUAAAUUACUAAGUACUAACAUUAACAAACCUGAAUAUUAUUUGCACUAACAAAGAGUUAUUUUAAUUUUUCCUUAGUUCGUAACAUUUUUAAUUAGUUUUUCUUCUUUGUGUAAAAAGAGGAGCAAAUGUCACAUUGCUACCAAUUAAAAAGAAGAGAGAAUUAUCAUUUUAUAGGUAAAUAGUAAAUGCAUAUAUGUUUCACCUAUAUAAUAGUUAAAAAUUGUCAACAAACUCUAUUUAUUAGCAACCCCAAAUGGCAAAGUUUAGUACACAUAACAUAAGUGGCCUCUCUUAAGACCAACACGAAUUAAUUUUCAUUAUUAAACAAAAAUGUUGUAGAAACUUUUAACGUAAACUAAACUAAGUCGCAAAACUUUUCUUCUCCAUUGACCUAAUUUUCAGGUUCUCCAUAACAAAAUUACAAAUAAUAUGUGUUGUUUAAUUGAUUAGAUUUUUAAUGAGUUAAGACAAAUAUCAAAUAAAACAUUAAUAAUCUACAAUUGGUUCAACAUAGACUCUUGUACAAUAGAUAAAAAUAGGAUUUUAAAUUAAUAGAUUAGAUGUCUGAUUCCCAUUCACUUACUUUUAUUUUUAAAUUAAAAGAAAAAUCUUCAAAAUUAUAUUAAAAUAAUAAUAAAUUGUGGCUGUGAUAUUUACAAUGAGGUUGUUGGACAUGCUCUUAGAUUAAAUUGAUAAAAACUGCGACAGUUCAAAAAAGAUUAAAAUUAUAUUUUCAUAGACAUAAAAUACCUAUCUCAUGAUAUAUUUACCUUUACUUUUGUAACAAUUUACGAUUCUAUUACAAAAAUGGUCGAACUUUCCAGUUUUGUUUGUUAUUUUUGGAUAAAUUUGAUAAAAGCAAAGAGAUUGUUUAUAAUUCUUAAUUUCCUUUUUUCCUUUUUCCUUUUUCCUUUUUUCACGGUAAUUUAUAUAAGACAGUUUCUGGCUUCUUUGUCUCACUUGUCACCAAAGAAAGAAAAAAAUCAAUGAAAGGAAGAUCGAGGAAGGAAAGGAAGAUCGAGGAAGGAAAGGAAGAGGUGUGUGGGUUAACGUCGUUGCCAGUUGAUGUGGUUACGAACUGUCUGGUUCAUGUAUCGAGAUUCGACCUCGCGGCCUUAGCAAUGACCUCCAAGGCACACCGGUCUCUCGCAACCUCCCCUUCUCUAUGGGACUUGAGAUGGCGGAUGAAGCGCAUUGAGCCAUCUUACUACGUGUGCUUGCACAUAUUUCCAGACUCCGUCCCACGGUGGUUCAUCCUCCACCCGGUGAAACGUCAGCUGAAACCGCUCCUCCCGCUUUGGUGUACAGAAUCAGGUUCCUCUUUUAUGGUGGUGGAUUGGGGUAUAUUUAUCAUCGGUGGACUCGUAAACGGCAAACCCACAUCGAAUGUCACCAUGUUCGAUUGUUUCGAGCAUGCGUGGUACCAAAUCCCGCCCAUGAAGAUGACUCGUGCUUUCGCCUCAGCAAGCGUUAUCGACGGCAAGCUAUACGUGUUUGGAGGGUGCGGGGAUGACGUUGAUUCCUCAAACUGGGCAGAGGUCUACAAUCCCCGCACCUAUACUUGGAAUUUUUUGUGUGUGCCUACUACGACUCGGCCAAAGAAUAUAAAACAAAGCGUGGUGAUAGGCAAGAAGAAGGUUUACGUGGUGGAUGAGGAUCGUCAAAUCUUCUCCUUCUCCCCAAGCAAACUUCCUCCUAUGUUUGUGUCGUGCAGAAAAACAGAUUCUAAACCAGGAGACAGAGACGACUGGUGUUUGAUCGGAGGAUUCUUAUUUUCCCGUGGUGCCCGCGGGACGAUACUUUGGUGUUUGCCAGAAGAGUUCGAUUGGAAGGAAGUCAAGGGUUUGGAAGAGCUGCAACAACAACAGUUGGUUGAAUACGGUAUCACCAAACUCUCCACAAACUAUGCGUCCAACAUUGUCAUCUUCUGGAACGCCCAGCCUCCUCAAGGUGGUGCUACUGAGAGUUUGGAGCUUUGGUCUGCGGAGAUUUCCCUAACGCAAAUCGAGACAAGCCAGGGACUAGAGAUUCGGGGGAAGAUCGAGUGGUCCGGUUCUGUCUACAAACUCGACUACCCUCUCUCAGAAUCAAAUAGAGUUAAGGUCUUGUUUGCUGCUAGUGUCUUUGCCUGAUGACGAUGUUCUCACCUCCUUGGUUCAAAACUAAUAUCUAUUGAUAUCUUAAGUUGUUUUAAGCAUCUUUGUCUGCAUUUUUAAUUUUUAUUUAAUUUGCAAUUUGAGUCAGAACCAAGAUACAUAUAUCUCUUGUGCUCGUCCCUUUUGUCAAAGUGUUUUAGCUUCAAAGAUAACAUAGAUUGCAAGAUAUUAUUGAUAUACAUGUGUAAUUGUUAUAGGCUAUGCUUACGACUUUGUUUCUGGGUAGUACUAUUACUAUAUAUAGAAUGAUGAAUGCCUCUAUUUAUUCAACUAAAUUGGAUACAGACUCUUUGGAGCUUACACUUGGAAACGGUAAGGCUCGUGGUUGACUUGAGCAACUCGGCGGCUUGUUGAUUAUGAAUGUGAGAAGCUUAUGGAGCAUCUUCUUCCAGUUAUCUGGAUCUUUUUGGAAUCUCAUAUGUUUAUCACUUACUAUCCAAAUAUUCAGCACAAAGCCUUCUCCAUGGAAGUGUUGGUAUUGUUGUUCAAUCCAUUAAUUUGGUUUCAAAAGCAUUAUUUGUAGAUAAGAAAGGUUAAGAUGUAUAUGAUUAUUCUGUCCCCUUUACAAGAAUGUUUUACAUUAAUUAGUGACUUGUAACUGCUUCUCAACCACACGGUCAAAAGUUAACAAAAUGUUAAAUUCUUUAUUUCGAUGCAGUUCAAUAUUUUUGUCAAAAACUAACCCAUAUAGUCAAAUAUGUAGUCAGACGAAAAGCACAACACUAUGUAUUCUAAAAGUUUGGAUAACAAAAUUAUAUUAAAAAUCUUUGUCAAAUAGACAUGUCUUUUGUUUAUUUUUCAAUUUCUUCCAAGACAAGAAAUAUGUCAUACUGUUAAGCAUAUUUAUGUUGAUGAAUAAACAUAUAUCUAUAAAAGAUGGGUGUAAAUGAUGAUUAGUUAAUCAUCAUCUGUCAAUUAAGAUAUAUAUAUGCUUUGUGUUUAUGGUAAACUAAUAAAAUUUCAGGAAAUGGUGAAGGGAACUAGCUAGCAAGAACAAUGGACACUUGAGAACGACAAGAAGAAGAAGCUUGUUACGUUAUAUCCUACAAGGACUAAAAUCUAGUUUCGUCUUGAGAUUAGAUCUAUUUGUCCUACAAAACCAAAAUCACGAUUAAGCUCUCUUCAUUAAGGCUGAACAAGAACUUACUCAAAACGGACUGAACCAAUUGUUUUGUACCUGGUGAUGAUGAUUGGCGAGUAUGGUGGCCGCUCGGUUAGGAUGGUGAAAUCUAUUAAUCUAAAGACAUUAGUGCUUGUACAUCAUGGCUAGAUUUUCUCGUGACAUCCACACUCUGGUGCAAAUGUGAGAUGUAAAGUACCUUUUUAAAAAGCAAAGGUUUGAGAACAAAACUAAAUGUGUUUUCAAAAAAAAAAAAAAAAAAAAAGAGAACAAAACUAAAUGACCUCUUUGGUUUUAUUGUAUUCUCUAUACUAAAUAGUCUGCUUAAUAGAUAUAGAAUUGAGGUUAUCGGUGAACAUCUUUGACAGCAAAUCUAGAGUAUCUUCACUAACCAUUGGAAUAACAAACGAAGUAAGUUUCUUCACACCGAAGAAAUCUUCAAAUCCGUUCGUAGAAGCGAAGUCGUUUCAUGUUCAUAACUAAAACCAAAAUGUUUGAUUAGGGGGUGAUUGGUUAGACUGUAACUGUAAAAAAUUUAUAUUAAAAUUUAGUCUGUAGAAUUUUUUAAUAUAGCUUUAAGGGAUAUAACUUUAAAAUUUUCUACAGCUAAAAAAAUGGGGUUUUAGAAAAUAAGAUUUUUACAACCGUUUUUUGUUGUUUUUGCUGUAGUUUUAGUUUUUUGGUUGUACCUUUAAAAAUUAAGAUAAAGUAUAAUUGAUAGUAUUUAAGGUUGUAGAUGAAAAUUAAAAGUAAAACCAGUUUCUACAAUCUAACCAAUCACCCCCGUCCAGUUUACUCAACAUUGACUCGGUUUGAUAUUUGACAAGUCAGGGGACUAGGAAAAAGUUAACUUAAUGGUCCAUUACUAUUAAUCUAUUAGAAAACUAUACGGUCCAAGCAUUAUUUUCUUAUAUAAUGGCGCAAGCUUCAGAGGGAACAUCUGCAUGAAAUCUAGCCAUAGAUUCUCAGGGUCUCAUAAUAAUUCCCUGCUUUUGUGCACACACCAUCUGACUUAAUCGUGACCGCACAUCCAACCACUUCUUUUUUUUUUUUUUUUUUUGCUAAAACAUCCAACUACUUCAAUAUCUAGUGUUUUUUUUUUAAUUUGGGAGCAUUAGAGUUGGUUAAUAUACCUUCGAUUACUCUUACUGUCUGUCUUACACAAUCCAAAAACACAUUGUUCGUUAUAGAAUAAUUUGGUAGGCCAACUCUAAUUUUAAAGUUAGACCACCUUAAUAAUGUAAUGGACUAGUGGUUGGUAGAAUUAUUAUUAUAAAUAGUAGUAAUAAGUCUUUGCAGAAAACAAACACACAAAAGCUAAAGCUUUGAAUGGUAACCGGCUUUUCGCCCAGCUUUGAAUGGUAACCGGUUUUUCGCCCCGCCCGGCAGUUAAUAGUAACAAAAAUCUUUAUAUAUAUUUUAUAUUUAUAAACUUUUACAAUUAUUAAAACGUACCGUAAUUAAACCGUUUGUUCUUCACCGCUCAAUCCGCAUUCACCAUUCGGAGUCUAACAAGGACGCAUGUGACGCGUAGGGAAUCUAAACAAUGUCAGACACUGCCCAUUUCUUUUCAUAUGCACCCACCUGUUUAUUUUUCCUAUUUUCAUUUUAUUAUUUUCCUAUUUUUCUUCCAUAACGAAUAAUCUAAACUACUGGAGUAGUAUAAUACUCCUAAUAAGUAACCUCUAUACUCCUCCCGAAAACUUGACGUGUCUUCUCUCUCCUUCUCUUUAAAUCUGCUUCGAGUUAAUUAGGGUUCUUCAUCUCUUUCUUCCUAUAGCCUCUUCAAAGUUCUUUAAUCUAAGUUUUUUUUUUGCUUGGUUCUAUUGUUUAAACAUAUCGUUUUCUUUUUUGCUAAAAUCACUAUAUAUAUACACAUAUCUCUUUUUUAAAGAGCUAAAUAGUUUUAUGAGGGUAAUCUUUAGUUUUCUACUCUCUUCCACUUUAUUUUGUGGCUUAAACUUAUAGGAUUAUGUUUAUCUCUGACAGAAGUUUUCCUUAGCUUAGAUCAUAUGAGUUAAGAUAUCUUGAUUCUUGAGCCUACAUAGUUUUUUAGAUCUGAUACAUAUCAUAUGAGUUCAGAUAUCUUGAGCUUACAUAGUUUCUCAGAUCUGAUGCAUAUCAUAAAUGGAUCUUGAUUUGACAAGCAUCUUUGUGUUCUGUCAGAUUUUGGCCUUCCAAUAUGAUUUUCAUGAGAACAACAAAAAUACAGAAGUAGAGCUCCUUAAAGUUCAAACGAGAGUUUAGCAGGGUAAAGAAAAGCUGCUAAGCUAUGGAUCCCAUAAGCCCUAACCUUAAAAUAGAAAAAGGAUUUGGCUGUAUGGCUUGCAUAUCUCAGGAGCUUUAACUUGCCCUUUAAUGGCUUUUACUCUUCUUUGGAUUGAAGGGAGCUCUACAUCUUUCAAUUUAUCUAGAUUUAUUUCUCUACAGUAAUGAAUGAAUUUAGUGUUGAUUUUGAUUUUUCUGUAUUGACAAGCAUCCCUCCGAAGGACGGUGCUAGUUAAUUUUGCAGACGGUGCUAGUUAAUUUUGCAGAUGCUGUUCUUUUAUGGUGAUUGUUUUGAUACUUGAGCGAUGUGUAAGUAAUUAGGGUAAAUGAAAUGCUUCAGUAUAUGCGACGAUUCAUAUUUAUUUGUAACUUUCUAAAUGUUUUGGUUCUUUAUUAUCAAAAGCAAUGCUUUCUUUCUUUUUUAUGAUUA